AUGUUCGACAGUUUAAGUCAGAUACCGGUGGAAAACCAGAUAUUUUAUGCGGUUUUGGGCUUUUCGUGGACGAUGUAUCUAUGGGAGGCCUACCUUGCAUAUAGACAGCGGAGGAUAUACAGAUCAACGACAAAUGUGCCACAAGAGCUCGGAAAGAUAAUCGAUUCAGAAACAUUUGAAAAAUCCCGACUCUAUCAGCUGGAUAAAAGUAACUUCAGCUUUUGGUCUGGUCUGUAUUCAGAAACGGAAGGAACGCUGGUCUUGCUCCUUGGUGGGAUUCCUUAUCUGUGGGACAUCGCUGGCGAAGAGAUAAAGUACUUUGGAUUCGGGCCGGAGUACGAGAUCACGCAGUCUCUUGUGUUUUUGACUCUCGCCACCCUGUUCACCGCUUUGACUGGCCUUCCCUGGAGUUUGUACAACACGUUUGUCAUUGAGGAGAAGCAUGGCUUCAACCAGCAGACGCUGGGGUUCUUCAUCAUAGAUGCCUUGAAGAAGUUUGCCGUGACUCAGUGUAUCCUGCUGCCCGUAACCUCGCUGCUACUCUACAUCAUCAAAAUUGGAGGGGACUAUUUCUUCAUCUACGCCUGGCUCUUCACCCUGGCUGUUUCCCUGAUCCUCGUGACCAUCUACGCUGACUACAUCGCUCCCUUGUUUGAUAAAUUCACUCCUUUGCCAGACGGAGAGCUGAAAACUGAAAUUGAAGCCAUGGCCAGCAGUAUAAGUUUCCCACUCACAAAAGUUUACGUCGUUGAAGGUUCCAAACGGUCUUCACACAGCAACGCGUACUUCUACGGCUUUUUCAAGAACAAACGUAUCGUGCUGUUUGACACGCUGCUGGAGGACUAUUCCCCACUAAACAAGGGGGAAGAGGCAAAGCCCGUCCAACCUGAAAAUGACGGCGAUCAAGGCGACUCAAAAUCCAAGCCAAAGCACAAGAAACAAGGAUGCAACAACCAAGAGAUCCUUGCUGUUUUGGGUCACGAGCUGGGUCACUGGAAGCUUGGUCAUACUGUCAAAAACAUUGUCAUCAGUCAGAUGAAUUCCUUUCUUUGUUUCUUUCUAUUUGCUGCCCUCAUCGGACGGAAGGAGUUGUUUGUCGCAUUUGGAUUCAACGACAGCCAGCCCACCCUAAUUGGCUUGAUGAUUAUCUUCCAGUUCAUCUUUUCUCCAUAUAAUGAGCUUCUAUCCUUCUGCCUGACUGUCCUCAGCCGCAGGUUCGAGUUUCAAGCGGACGCUUUUGCACGCAACAUGGGCAAAGCCUCUGAGCUCUACUCCUCUCUCAUCAAGUUGAACAAGGACAACCUGGGCUUCCCCGUGGCCGACUGGUUGUACUCCAUGUGGCACUACUCGCACCCGCCCCUGCUAGAGCGUCUCAGAGCACUCGGCAGUGUCAAGCAGGACUGA
Messenger RNA from Nerophis lumbriciformis (worm pipefish), 1404 nucleotides. NCBI's taxonomy places the organism in Eukaryota, Metazoa, Chordata, Actinopteri, Syngnathiformes, Syngnathidae. The record is from RefSeq and is a predicted model, not a curated record.